UUUAGGACAUUUUGCUGAACCCCUACACACAUAUCUCUCUCACACACAUCUCUUCUGCAUUGCUGCUGGACAGCACGUGCAGUUUCUUUUUCAUUCUGAGGGUUUGUGUAUGAUAGCGAAAUUUUGAUUCGUCGAAGAACCGAUUUAAGGUAAGCUUAUUUGUCUCUCUUGACAAUUUACCCCAAAUCAGGGUCUACUCAUCUUCUCAAGGAUCUCUCCAAUCCACUUAUUCUUCUGAUUAUGCAAUCCGCUUUCUAUCUUUGAUCACUCUCUGCGUUGACUUUUCUGAGGAAAUCAGUAAGGUUUAGUUAUACAGAUUGGGGGAUUUCAAUUGAUUGGGGAUGAUAAAUGUGAGAUUCUGGCAAAUUGGCCAUUUGUAGGAAUUUGGGCAUUUUCUAAGUAUUGAUGGCUCUAGAUUGAUGAGAUUUUUGGGAGUGUAGAGAUGGAUAUGAGUAAUAAUGGUUUGAAGAUAGAGGUGAAGAAUGGCGUUGUGGAGAGUGAUGAGACGAAAGCAUUAUUAUCGCCUUCCAACAACGGUGGAUUGGCGAACAAGUCGGAUAAGCCUAAGAGGAAAGUUCAGUGGAUGGAUAGGAAUGGAGAUAAGCUUGCUGAAAUCUUGGAGUUUCAACCUAGUGAUGUGAGCGACUCAGAGGAGGACGAAUCAGAUUCUUGCAACUGUAGGAUGAUGUAGAUCGGAUUUCAUUAGAUCGUCCGCCAGUAACUUUCUGGUGGACUUGUGAGACUCCAGUUUUGUUCCGGUGGAGCACUGAUGUAUAAAUAAAAGGGCGCAAUUUUCUUCAAGUAUAUGGCUAACCAAAGGAACACACCGGGUUCAUGGUUUCGGGAUUCUCACGACUAUCUGUCUGUAUAUCAUUUUCUCUCACCCCUUUCUCUGCCGGAUUCUUAACGACGCAGAUUUCCCUUGCCGGAAAUUCGACCCCGCCGUCAAUGGGUCGUGAUUUCCGCAUUAACGUUAACCACCACAGUGCCCCCUCCUCGCCGACUGCCACCACCCACCGACCGGCCACACCCACCGACCUCUCGUCUCCGUUCAGCGAGAUCGGAGGAGUCAAUCGCGAUGAGCUCCGCGAAGCGGCCUACGAGGUCUUCUUCACAGCGUGCCGGUCGUCGCCGGGCUUUGGUGGCCGGAGUGCCCUCACGUACUACAACUCCUCAUCUGUUGACACCGCCGACCCAUACGGCGCCUGCCCCGGGUCCCCAGGAAAGCACAACGGCGUCGGAAUGGCAGUCACCAGCCGUGUCAAGCGGUCCUUGGGCCUCAAGAUGAUGAAGAAGACGCCGUCGUCGCGGCGGACCAACUCAUGCGGGGCGGUGCCGAUGCCCACAUCCCCGAACUCGAUGGCGCCAGGGCCGUCGAGCCCCAGGUUCGGCUUCACGGCGCCAAACACAUCAAGGUCGUGGCGGCCACUCACGUCCGCAGAGAUCAUGCGGCAACAGAUGAAGGUGACGGAGCAGAGCGACAAUCGGCUCCGGAAAACUCUCAUGAGGACUUUAGUUGGCCAAAUGGGGCGGCGGGCAGAGACGAUCAUCCUCCCGUUGGAGUUGCUCCGCCACCUAAAGCCGUCGGAAUUUAGCGAUGCAGUCGAAUACCACAUGUGGCAACAACGGCAGCUGAAAAUCCUAGAGGCCGGACUAGUUCUCCACCCAUCCAUCCCACUAGACAAAAUGGACGCAUUCGCCAUCAAGUUCAAAGAGAUUCUCGACUCCUCCGACCACAAGGCCAUCGACACCGGAAAAAACUCUGCCACCAUGCGAGCCCUCUGCAACUGCGUGGUGUCGCUGGCCUGGCGCAGCCCCGACGGUGGCAGCACAGAUGUCUGCCACUGGGCUGAUGGCUACCCUCUCAACGUCCACAUUUACACGGCCCUCCUUGCCUCUAUCUUCGACUCCAAGGAGGAGACCAUGGUGCUCGAUCAAGUCGAUGAGUUGCUCGAGCUUAUGAAGAAAACAUGGUCCACUUUGGGAAUCAACAGAUCCUUCCACAACCUCUGCUUCACUUGGGUUCUUUUCGAGCAAUUCGUGGAGACUGGGCAAGUCGAGCCGGACCUCCUUGCCGCAUCCUUCGCCAUGCUCACCGAGGUUGCUAGUGAUGCUAAGAAAUCCGAUCGAGAUCCUUACUAUCUCAAGAUGCUGGCGCGAGGUCUGAAGUCGAUGAAGAAUUGGACUGAGGCAAGGUUGCUUGAUUAUCACCGCAAUUUUAAUAGAGAAACUGUUGGAUUAAUGGAGAAUAUGCUUCAUUUGCUCUUCUCCGUUACCAAGAUCUUGGAAGAGGAUGUGCCGGCUUACGUCGCUUCGAGCCAAGAAAAGGGUGAAAACGACGAUGAAUCGUCUGGAAAUCGAGUCGAUUAUUACAUUCGAUUGUCCCUCAAGAAUGCAUUUGAUAAGGUGGUAGAAGAUAAAGACGCGUCGGGGUUGAUAAGGGACGGCGAAGUGCAGGAGGCAAGCGAGCUGCUAAUGAAGAUAGCUCGGAAAACGGAAAAGCUGGCAAUCAAGGAGAAGGACAUUUUCAGCCCUCUUCUGAAGAGAUGGCACCCUAUCGCCGCCGGAGUUGCGGCCGUGACGCUGCACAACUGCUACGGGGGUUUGCUUAAGCAAUUUUUGGGGGGAAAAUCGCCGAUGUUGAAUGAGAUCGCGAUCGUUCUGCAGAGGGCGGGGAAGCUUGAGAAGAGCCUGGUGCAGCUGGUGGUGGAGGAUUCCGUCGAGUGCGAGGACGGAGGCAAGGCCAUUGUAAGGGAGAUGGUUCCUUACGAAGUCGAGACUAUUAUGCACAAACAGCUGAAGCAAUGGAGCGAAGAUAGAUUGUCGAAAGGGAAGGAGCAAAUCUUGAGAGCGAAGCAAACUGAAACAUGGAAUCCCAGGUCAAAACACGAACCCCAUGCUUAUUCAGCUGUAGAGGUGAUAUCGUUCGCCAAGGAAGCCAUUGAGAAUUUCUUCGACAUUCCCAUCCCCAUAACCGAGACCUCGUUCCAUUAUCUUAUCGAUGGAGUGCAGAACAUCUUCCGUGAAUACAUCGCUUUCGUUGCCUCAUGUGGAACGAAGCAAAACUAUAUGCCCACACUUCCUCCAUUAACACGGUGCAGCCGCGACUCAAAGUUUGUGAAGCUCUGGAAAAGGGCUGCAUGCAGCGUUGGAGUAGAGGAUCUCAACCAGAUCCUUUCCGGCGGCGGCGGCGGCGGCGGCGGCAACCAUCUUCGGCCAACGACGAGCCGCGGAACACAACGUCUCUACAUUAGGCUAAACACACUGUACUACCUCGUCGCCCAGCUGCGAACACUGGACAAAUCAGUCUCCAUGUCGCCCAAAGUUCUCCCCAACAAAAGUCUCUCCUCCAAGAAAAAAUCCCCAUCCCACUUCCAAACCACUCUAUCCACAUUACAGCUCGCCUGCCGGCACGUCUCAGAGGUGGCCGCGUACCGCCUCAUAUUCCUAGACUCCAACUCCGUCCUCUAUGGCAGCCUCUACAUCGGGGGCGUAGGCAACACGCGCAUCAGCCCGGCCCUGAGAGUCCUCAAGCAGAACCUCACCCUCCUCUGCGCCAUAGUCACCGAGAGAGCUCAGCCUAUGGCGCUCAAGGAAGUGAUGAAGGCCUGCUUCGAGUCAUUUCUCAUGGUGCUUCUAGCCGGAAGAAACAACAGGAUGUUCUGCCGGCUAGAUCACCCCGCCAUUGAGGAGGACUUUGACCUGCUCAAGUCCUUGUUCUGCACGAUCGGAGAGGGUAUGAUCGUGGAGGACAUUGUCGAGAGGGAGUCUGAGGUGGUGCAGGGGGUGGUGGCCCUCAUGGGGCAUCCGACCGAGCAAUUAGUCGAGGAUUUCAAUAGCGUUGCUACUGAAACCUGUGGACUAGGUGGCAUGGGGCAGAAGAUCCCCAUGCCGCCUACCACAGGAAAGUGGAACCGCUCGGAUCCCAACACCAUAUUGAGGGUGCUCUGUGCUAGGAAAGAUCGAGCUGCUACUCAUUUUCUCAAGAAAACGUUUCACUUAGCUAAGAGAGGGACUGGCAUUAGGAUUAUUUGAAAUGUCUUUUCACUUUUUUUUUCCUUCAAUUCAUAAACAACACAAAUCUAGUUAGAGUGUUAGAAUGUAAAUAAAUUGGCUUUAUUCUAUACUUUUCAUGUACUUUUGCAGUUGUAUGUCGAGAAAAAGAUAAAGGUUGGUAGAAUUUUGUUUUCUUUGUUUAACUUUUUUAUUUGUCUCAAUCAUAAAGUGUAACACCAUUAAUGUGAAACAUGUUGUCUUGAUCC
Messenger RNA from Salvia splendens (bonfire salvia), 4262 nucleotides. RefSeq names its product protein unc-13 homolog. The transcript is spliced from 7 exons. The record is from RefSeq and is a predicted model, not a curated record. Lineage: Eukaryota; Viridiplantae; Streptophyta; Magnoliopsida; Lamiales; Lamiaceae. The coding region runs from base 835 to 4035 and encodes 1066 amino acids.